Messenger RNA from Malassezia globosa CBS 7966, 1119 nucleotides. RefSeq lists its product as uncharacterized. The record is from RefSeq and is a predicted model, not a curated record. The transcript has a single exon. Lineage: Eukaryota; Fungi; Basidiomycota; Malasseziomycetes; Malasseziales; Malasseziaceae. The coding region runs from base 1 to 1119 and encodes 372 amino acids.
AUGACGUGCUCAUGUACGGCGAUCAAGCAGCGCGCUCUGCUGGCGAUCAUUUCAUGUAUAUCGGUGAUUGUUGGCUACUUUAUUUGGUUCAAGGCCGUGUCUGAACAGCCCAAGCCCCAGCUGAAUGAGUUUGGCCGAUUGAACUUGGCACAGGCUCGCAAGGCGUUUGGAUUCCCAGACCGUAGCUUGUUGAUGUGCCAGGGGCCAAAGUGCUUGCGAUUUGAGCGCUUUCUAAUGACGCUCGUAUUCGUGUUCAAGGACAUGGUGGAUGGCGAUGCAGGUCGUGGCGGUUUCAUGCUCGUGCUUUCUAUGUUGCUACCAAUUGUGCUAUUUAUGUGUGUUCAGGCUGUGAAACCGGAGACGCACAUUUUGCAGCGUGGCUUCAUUGUCACACUUGUUAUGAUGCUAGGCCAGGGAAUUUGCAUUGGUGCGUCGGUGCCACUUGUGUAUGUUCCCCUGUUUGCACUUGUGCGUGGUUUGACUUUGCACAAGACGUAUCCGGAGCGGCCGUUCGGACGUUAUGCGCCCUCUGUGAUUACACCGCUCGUGUCGAGUAUAACGAUUCUGUCAUUGAUCACCGUGUUCUUCCCACGCGACCACUGGAUGUGGCCCCAUGUAAAUGUGGUGUUCCAGUUCUCCCCUAUGUUACUCCUAGGAUUGUCGCUUUAUUUGGUCGUUAUUGGCCGCCAAAAGUCUGUGACGACAACCAAGAUCUCAGAGAUGUAUGAAAAUAACCUCAUUUUCUCGAUGCUCAUGUACUGGGUGGGCCUAUACCUAUUAAAGCCCACGAUCGGCCGGGUCUUCCGCGGCGAGGACACAGGCCUUACAGAUGGUCAGAAACUCAUUCUCUGGGACUCUAUCGGCUUGCUCCUUACAAUGAUCUUGCUUGUCGCUCUUGAUGCCGUUGCCGACUACCAGCUUAAGUUCGAGCAGACUCGCGCGUUGCACAAUGGUUCGCUGAAGAAGUGGAUUGUCGGCACUAUUCGCAGCAUCUUUAUGGGUCUUCUCUUCGGUCCAGGUGCUGUGUUGGACCUGUACUAUGCGGGUCGCGAGGAUGUCGUCACUCCGGUGCACUCCUUCAUUCCACAGGACAUUGACAAGAAGAAGAAACGUACGUAG